Adineta steineri is the source of this 2520-nucleotide messenger RNA. Lineage: Eukaryota; Metazoa; Rotifera; Eurotatoria; Adinetida; Adinetidae. The record is from the annotation of a GenBank genome assembly.
AUGCCUUUUGUUAAUUAUCUUUGUUUGGUUUGUCCUCAUCCCAGUCUUGAACGUCAAAAUUUUCCAGAUAUUUUACUUGAACAAAUUAAAACAUUAAUAUUACCUCAAUAUACAGAAUUUUUGGAUGAUGAUUAUUUUGUUUGGUCUCGAUAUUUUCCAUGUGUAGAACGAUUAAUUGUUACAAAAAAACCAAUUAAAAUGACAUGUAAAUGACGUAUCUUUUUAUUAUUACAAAAACAAGAAGAAAAACUGGCAAUGGCAAAUAAUCUAAACAACAAUACAUCUUCUGACAAUGUGAAUCGAUUGAAAGAAUUAAUCAAAGCUAAAAUUAUAUCAAAGGAAUAUACAAUUGAUGGUAUUCAAAUGGAUUUGAGUUUUACUAAGCUAAAAGAUGAUGAUUGGCCUGUUGUAUUCGAACAAAUACAAAAUAAAGAUUAUCCUUUACGAGGUUUAUCAUUAUCAUGGGAUGAAACUAGUAAUAAAAUGAUCGAGCCUGGUUUUAUACAAUUUAUUAAAAUAAUUGAAAAUCAUACAACAUUGAUUCGUUUCAAAUUCUUUUUAUAUUCCAUUUCUGAUAAUACGAAAACGAAUUUUUUAUUAGACGCAUUAAAAAAAAAUCGUUCGAUCAAAAAUGUAUCAGUAGAUGCAAUCGGCGUUAAUCAACAAACAACAAAAGCAUUUUCAGAAGUAUUGAAAGAUAAUCAAUCGAUACUUUCACUCAAUUUUUUUAGUAUUAAUUAUGUCGAUCCUCGGGAACCUCCAUAUCCUAUGUUCUAUGAAUGUGCUACUGAUUUAUCUCAUUCAAUACCAACAAGCGUUCUUCAGCGACUUAAAAUUGGUGGUAUCGAUGAUAGAAGUUUCAAUAUAUUAAUACCAUCAUUAGUAAAAACGUUACAAGUUCUUGAUUUAUCGGGAAAUGAGUAUUUUUCACCAGAUAUUUCUACCUUUCAAUCAAAUAAUAAUACCCUGAAAUUAUUAAUUCUCCAUCCUUCCGGAUUUGAGAAAUUCAAACAAUCGAAAUUGUCUUCAAAAAUUCAUGUUGUUAAUCGUGAUAGUUUUCUAGGCAAAUUAUUUUCUCACAAAGGUCCUAUUUCUAUAACACCACAUACAAUGAAUAAAACUGAUUGGUCUAUAUUAUUGACGGAAUUAACAAAUGAUAUUAAUAGUUUACGUGAAGUAGAUUUAGAUUUGUCUAAUGGAUGUGAUGAAAAUUAUUUGGAAGAUUUAUUAGGUGCCCAAUCGCAAUUGAAGAAUUUGAAAAUAAAUGGUACAUCAUUAAAUCAAUCAAUUCAAGAAAAAUUAUUUCAAAUAUUGAGCAGAAAUACAUCGAUUAUUAAAUUUGAAAUGAAUACAAAAAUUGAAUUAAAUAUUCUCAAAUAUUUGAUCGAUUUUUUGGCAAAAAAUAAUAACAUUGCUCAUUUGAAAUUUUACGAAUGUACAAAUCUGGGUAAUCAAGAAGCUAUUGUGCUAGCUGAUGGUUUAAAAAUGGCUACGAAGUUGAAAAGUUUUCAAGUGAAUAACAGUGACAUAGGUAAUAGUGGAUUUCAAGCUAUUCUCUCGUCUUUAUCAGAUUCAUUAAUUGUAUUACACUUUACACAUAGUUGUCUAAAUGCAAAAAUUUUACCGUGGGUUGAGAGUUUUAUUAAAACUCAUCCAAAGAUUAAAGAUAUUUCUCUCGAAAAUAAUCCUAUAACUCUUAACAGUGCACCUGAAUUAAAUGUAUCUGGUUUAAUUGAUCAAAUAUUAAAAAUUACAAAUGCAAAUCAGUGUAAUUGUUAUUUGGAAAUCUACACAAAGAUUCAAGAUAUAAUUGCUGAAACAGAAAUUGGUUGCAUUUCGUUACCUAGAGAACAUAGACGAGAUUAUGAUUUACUCGAAUUAUACAAUGAAAUGAAGAAAAAUCCAACGAAAUAUUGGUCAAUAAAUAUGAGAUCUAAUUCUAAUAUGUCACUUAAUGCAUAUAAUAUUUUUCUUGAUAUUCUUAAUUGUGAUAUUCGUGUUGCUGAACUUUAUCUUGGAGAGGAUGAUAUGAACGAAGAAAUGCAAAAAUAUUUCUUCAAAGAUUUUCGUGAUAAUAAUACAGUGGAACAUUUGGACAUAUCACAAAAUAAACUUUGCAGUCAAGCUAUGAAAUAUAUUGGAUCUUUUCUAAUACAUAGCUCCAAAAUUUGCGUAUUUACAUUACGUAAAUGUAAAAUUGAUAGUGAAGGUAUUCGUUAUUUAUGCAAAGGCUUGUCUGAAAGCCGUUUAUAUAGUUUAUCUUUAAUCAAUAAUCCACUUAGUAGUGAUUCCUGCGCAAGGAUUUUUUCAUCUAUUCCUCCCUCAUUGAAGUCAUUAUCACUUUGGGGUGAUGACAUACCUGAAUCAUCUUUACAAACAAUUAUUGAUUUUUUGAAUACAAAUAAAACAUUAGAAACACUUAAUCUGAAGUUCAAUCCAGUUUAUGAUAAGCAUGUCGAUCAAUUAGAACAAAUAGCAAAACAAAAUGGUAUUUGCAAAUAUGCCACACAUCCUGAAUAA